Fusarium graminearum PH-1 is the source of this 501-nucleotide messenger RNA. RefSeq lists its product as uncharacterized. Bases 1 to 501 code for a protein of 166 amino acids. NCBI's taxonomy places the organism in Eukaryota, Fungi, Ascomycota, Sordariomycetes, Hypocreales, Nectriaceae. The record is from RefSeq and is a predicted model, not a curated record. The transcript has 5 exons.
AUGACUUCACUUCUGACAGGUUCGGCAGUUCUCGUUACAGGGGGAAAUAGGCGAGGAAACGACAACUAUGGGUUUGGUUACAGUUGUCUUGAGACGACAGGCGCCAGGAUGAAAAGAACCUUUCAAUCGGCUACAACCGCAUUCAUUGAGGUUUCGAAAGACGGUCACCGUUUCGCUGAUUUUUUUGAUCUUCAAGCUCAUGUUUCGCACUCGAGAGGAGACGACUUUGUAGGGAACCGCUGGGCGAUGCUUUGUGUUUCCGACAGCGGCAGAAGAUGCAACCCCAGAGCCAAGCCGCAUAAACGGUCUCAGUCGUUGACCGGUAGUGAUCUUUCGGUUCAAAUUCCCAAAAAGGUCAGUGAGGUGACGCUUCAGUACAAGAUUUGCAGGUCGAGUCACAAGAGUUGGAAAAUCAGUACCAAACUUGGUUUCUUGACCGACACCGCCGCUCAAGGGUCAGCGCAACCGACCGAGCAGACAGUAGUAGACACUGUAUUAUAA